Scheffersomyces coipomensis is the source of this 3443-nucleotide messenger RNA. It is a transcript of the gene CHS1, whose product is annotated as chitin synthase. The record is from RefSeq and is a predicted model, not a curated record. NCBI's taxonomy places the organism in Eukaryota, Fungi, Ascomycota, Pichiomycetes, Serinales, Debaryomycetaceae. The transcript has a single exon. Gene Ontology annotation, molecular function: chitin synthase activity. Bases 319 to 3324 code for a protein of 1001 amino acids. Gene Ontology annotation, cellular component: cell septum; cell periphery.
AGAAAGAAUAUCUCACCCAUAAACGAAGUGAGAUUACACGAAAGCUAAUUACUAACAUUACUCUUCGCUAAACUAAGAAAUCUCCUCUGUCGUCUUAAGCACUGCCCUAAGCAUUCGUUACUUCUAAUUAUAAAUUUCAUAUAUAUUUUUUGUGUAAUUGCAUGGUAUUUAAUGUUAGGCUUCCUAAUUGGGAAAUUUUGUAAACAAUAUUUGUGCAACCAAAACAGUUGAUGGAAUUGAAAACAUUAUAAGUUGAGAAAUCGGACUCUAAAAACUCUCUUUUCUUAUUUGUAAACCCUAGAAGUCAACUAAACAGUCAUGAAUCCGUACAACGAGGAUGAAGAUCCGUUUAGAGACAACGGUCCAAGAUUACCAACAGCAGCUUUCACCAGUGAUAAAGCAUCACCAAAGAGAUUUCAACCAUUAGCGAAAUCUGAUUCAGAUGACGAAGAAUUCACUGCAUUUCCUCUGAAUACUCCACAGAGACAUUCUCCAAACAUAUUUGCUAGAAGUACUGCUCGUGCUCAAAUAGGGAAUAAGAACUCCUUGGGUAAUGCUCCAAACUUACAAUAUGAAAAUGGUAUGACUCCAAGAGCACAAUAUACAUCAAGAGAAUCCCCUAGUAGACAAAGAAAAACUGAAAUCAUAAUUUCAGAUGAUGAGAAUGAUAUUGAAAGUCUUCAUGGAUCACCAGUAAGAUCUCAAUAUGGGGGAAGUAACAUAUCAAGUGAACGUUUCUUAUCACCUCCACAACCAAUCUUUUCUCGUGAAACUUUUGCAUCUGCAAACGUCCAAGAUGACGAUCAAGCUACUAUAGCUGAUGAAGACAAAAGAGAUGAAGAUUACGAAUAUGGUGCUUACCAAAAGGAUCAUCAAUUGGAAGCAAGAUCAGUAUAUUCUGAUUCAACUGCUUAUAGUGGUUCUUCUUAUGUAUCUGGAUCUGCCCAUCAUAAUGGAAGUGAAUACUUUACUACUUCUAUUGAUGGAAAUUUAAUGAAUAACAUAAACAAUGGAUUCAUUCCAAAGAGAGAAAAGACUAUCACUAAAAGAAAAGUUAGAUUAGUGGGUGGUGCUAAAGGAAAUUUGGUAUUGGAAAAUCCAAUUCCUGAAGAAUUAAAAAAGGUAAUAACAAGAACUGAAUCACCCUUCGGAGAGUUUGCUAAUAUGACUUAUACUGCUUGUACUUCAGAACCUGAUAGUUUUGUUAAUGAUGGUUUUACCUUAAGAGCAGCUAAAUAUGGUAGAGAAACUGAACUUGUGGUUUGUAUUACCAUGUAUAAUGAAGAUGAAUCUUCAUUUGCCAGAACUAUGCAUGGUGUAAUGAAAAAUGUUGCACACUUAUGUUCAAGAACCAAAUCUAAGGUUUGGGGUAAAGACAGUUGGAAGAAAAUUCAAGUUAUUAUUGUUGCUGAUGGUAGAAAUAAAGUUAAUGAAUCCGUCUUACAAUUAUUAACUGCAACUGGUUGUUAUCAAGAAAACUUGGCAAGACCAUAUGUUAACAACAAAAGUGUAAAUGCUCAUUUAUUCGAAUAUACCACCCAAAUUUCAAUUGAUGAAAACUUAAAAUUCAAAGGUGAUGAAAAGAACUUAGCACCAGUUCAAGUUUUGUUUUGUCUUAAAGAAAGAAAUCAAAAGAAGAUUAAUUCACAUAGAUGGCUUUUUAAUGCCUUUUGUCCUAUAUUAGAUCCAAAUGUCGUUGUUUUGUUAGAUGUGGGUACAAAACCAGAUAAUCAUGCCUUAUAUAACUUAUGGAAAGCAUUUGAUCGUGAUUCAAAUGUUGCCGGUGCAGCAGGUGAAAUCAAAGCUAUGAAAGGAAAAGGAUGGAUCAAUUUAACCAAUCCAUUAGUAGCAUCACAAAAUUUUGAAUAUAAAAUGUCAAACAUUCUCGAUAAACCUUUAGAAUCUGUUUUUGGAUAUAUUUCCGUGUUACCAGGUGCAUUAUCAGCUUAUCGUUACAUAGCGUUGAAAAAUCAUGAAGAUAGUACAGGUCCAUUAGCAUCUUACUUCAAGGGAGAAGAUUUACUUAAUAAUCAUCACAAAGAAAAUCAGAAUAAUAAAACCAACUUUUUUGAAGCUAAUAUGUACUUAGCUGAAGAUCGUAUUUUAUGUUGGGAGUUGGUGGCUAAAAAGAAUGAAAACUGGGUUCUUAAAUUCGUUAAGCUGGCUACUGGAGAAACUGAUGUUCCAGAAUCAAUUUCAGAAUUCCUUUCUCAAAGAAGACGUUGGAUUAAUGGUGCCUUCUUUGCUGCAUUAUAUUCCUUACGUAAUUUCACUCGUAUAUGGGCUACUGACCAUUCAUUUGCCAGAAAAUUUUGGUUCCAUGUUGAAUUUAUUUAUCAAUUCAUUACACUUAUCUUUUCAUUCUUUUCUUUGAGUAACUUUUACUUGACUUUCUAUUUCCUUACUGGAUCUUUAAUUGAUGAUAAAACUCUUGGUCGUGGAGGGUUUUGGAUCUUCACCUUGUUCAAUUAUCUCUGCAUUUGUGUUUUAACAUCUUUAUUCAUUGUUUCUAUUGGUAACAGACCACAAGCUUCUAGAAAUGUAUUCAAGACAUUGAUUAUCUUAUUAACAGUCUGUGCAUUAUAUGCUUUAAUUGUUGGUUUCUACUUUGUCUUUAACACUAUUCAUCAAUAUGGUAUAGGUGAUUCAUCGAUUUAUGUUUUAGUAACUAUUGUUGUUUCCAUGUUGUCAACAUAUGGUCUUUACACACUUAUGUCAAUUUUAUACUUAGAUCCAUGGCAUAUGCUUACUUGUUCACUUCAAUACUUUUUAAUGAUUCCAUCGUAUACCUGUACUUUACAAAUCUUUGCCUUUUGUAAUACUCAUGAUGUUUCGUGGGGUACUAAAGGUGAUAAUAAUCCUCAAGAAGAUAAAACAAAUCAAUAUAUUAUUGAAAAGAAUGAUAAAGGAGAAUUCGAAGCAACUGUGGUUGAUGUUAAUGUUGAUGAAGUUUAUUUGGAAACCUUAUAUAACAUUCGUGCUAAGAGAACCAACAGAAAGGUAUUAUUCACUCAUACACCUAAACCUCCAAUGGAAGGUGAAGAUUAUGCCAAAAAUGUAAGAACCAAAGUCGUGUUAUGUUGGAUGCUAGCAAACUUAAUUUUCAUUAUGACAAUGCUUCAAGUUUAUGAACCAGGUGAAACUAAGAGAAAUGCUUAUUUAGCAUUUAUCUUAUGGUCUGUUGCAAUUUUAGCUUUAUUCAGAGCAAUUGGAUCUUUUGGUUAUCUUAUGCAAAACUCCGCUAGAUUCUUAGUAGAAUCAAUUAACAAAUGGAGAAAUAAAAAACAAGGCUAUACCACAACUGGUCAUAAUCCUUUAAAUUAGUUUCAUUUCUUAUAUAUCUUAGAUAUACCAUUCAAAAAUAAUACAAAAUACCCCUUAAUGAUAUAACAUAGUUAAAACUUGCUGCUUGUAGCUAAAAUAGGAAACUGUAAAUAUGCGAC